Molecule: messenger RNA, 1272 nt
Organism: Perkinsus marinus ATCC 50983
Lineage: Eukaryota; Perkinsozoa; Perkinsida; Perkinsidae
Exons: 1
Coding region: 1-1272 (423 amino acids)
Cellular component (GO): nuclear speck; commitment complex; U2-type prespliceosome
Molecular function (GO): poly-pyrimidine tract binding; pre-mRNA 3'-splice site binding
Source: RefSeq, a predicted model, not a curated record
AUGGCCCCACCUGGCUGGGAUCAACCAGAACCUUUUCCACCCACCAACGGCACCGCUCCCCCUGGUCGUGGGUACGACGCCACCGAGCCCCCGAGCAUACCAGCUGACCACAGGUCCCGAGACCACGGCAGAAGGGAGCGCAGUAGACGACGCCGGGGCGGCGCGGACACUAGCAGUAGCAGUAGGAGCCGCUCUCAUGGUAGACGAGACAAGAGGCGGUCCAGGCGGGACAGGUCGAGGAGUGAACGACGAAAGUCUCGGAAGAGUGGCUGGGACGACUCCACUGAGCCUAGUGGGCAGCCUCAAAGCAACUUUAGUUCAUCAGCCUUGGGAGGGGCGGGACUUGACGCUUCCACUCUGCUGAUGCAACAGCAAGUACUCGCUGGUGGUGCUGGGCAAAAUAAGAAGGCUAAGGAGCUGUAUGUGGGCAAUCUGGCCAAGGGCCAAGCUAAUGUGGCCAACGUGAAGGAGUUCUUCAACACGGCAUUGACAGCUCUCCCCGAGUACCAGCACAAAUACGCCCACAUCCUCCCAGCUGGUUGCAUUCGUGAGGUCCGACUCUCCCCAUGCGGCCAAUACUGCUUUGUCGAGUUCGCCUCUGAGGAGAUAUGUCUCACUGCCUUGGAGUUUGAUCGAGUCGAGUUCCUAGGCCGUCAGCUAAGGAUCGCCAGACCAACCGGGUACACCCCUCUAGGGCCUCCCCCUGCCCCCAUGGACGUCAGCGUCCUCCGGGUCCAGGGUUUCCUCCCACAAAAGGCCAUGCCUGCCAACCCUCAGCAGGACAAACGACAGAGAGAGGCCUACGUUGGGAACCUGGCCUUGGGUGUGAUCACCCCACAGGUCCUAAAGGACCUUUUUGAGCCCGCGUGCAGCGUCCUGCCUGACUACAACUCCGCCUUGGGUCCGCCAGUGCUCGCUGCUGACGUCCGUGGGGAGGGAAGGUUCGCCUUCGUCGAGUUUCAGAACGACAGGCUGUGCAGUGCAGCCAUUGACAUCUUCAACGGCAUGGAGGUGUUGGGCCGUCGCAUAGUCGUGGGCCGCCCUCAGGGUUACGUCGAGCCCCCAGAGGGCGCCGCCAUCCCUUCUGGCCAGCGCUCUAACAUGCUGGCUUGGGAUAGCGGUCAGAGUUGGGGCAUGAACCAGGGAUGGGAUGCUGCUCCACAGGACUAUCGAGGACACCAACAACAACGACGUGGUUUCGAUGAUACAGGUUCCGCUGUUGCAGCAGGUGCGGAGGCCGCUCAGUCACUACUACACGGCUAUACGAGAUGA